This is a messenger RNA of Acanthaster planci (crown-of-thorns starfish), 2787 nucleotides long. RefSeq lists its product as uncharacterized. The record is from RefSeq and is a predicted model, not a curated record. Gene Ontology annotation, molecular function: RNA binding; DNA binding. Gene Ontology annotation, cellular component: nucleolus. Gene Ontology annotation, biological process: ribosomal small subunit biogenesis; ribosomal large subunit biogenesis. Lineage: Eukaryota; Metazoa; Echinodermata; Asteroidea; Valvatida; Acanthasteridae.
AAACACGUGCGUUUUGCAAGCACAGUGGGCCAGUGCGAUUCCCUUUCCGAAUUUCGAUGUUGCCUACAAACAGCAAUCAAUAUCGAGGACUGUAGCAGUUUCAACAGUGCUAUCCUAAUAUGGGUUGGAUAGAGUUUCCCAUCAAAGACAAGAUAAACCAGAAGUAAUUUGCUGACGUCCUGGCCCUCAAGCAGCCAGUUAGAAAGGUUUUUGUCAUCAAGUACAUCACAGAAAGUUGAGGAACUGAUGACCAAUAGCUGUGUUGACAAGAUGGGGGAUGACAGCGCCCUCCGGAAGAGCCUACUGGAGAAGAAUGAGUACUUCAAGAAGAUGGUCGAUCUCAUUCCUGCCAAGUACUACCUGGACAAAGAGACCAAGAAAGCUGGGGAAAAGUUUUACAAAAACAUCAAAGAGGAAGCUCCGCGACAAGAAUUCAAAGAUAAGUCCACCAAACUGAGCAGAAAGAAGCAACGCAUGGACCCUGAUGCCAAGCAGGAACUCAAGGUGACAGACCUCCAGGAUGCGCUGGCCCUGAAGGAGGUUGAGAGAGAAAAGAGGCGGCAGGAGAAGAUCCGGCAGGAGAGGAAGGAGGCGGAGGCAGACAAGACUGAAGAGGGAGGCAAGAAUAAUGAAGAGAGUAGCGGGGAUGAGAUGGAGGGACUUGAAGGAGGGCUUCAAGGUCUUGGAGAAAGUGACAGCAAAGAUUGGUCCUCAAGGAGGGUUGCUCAGCCCAUCAGUGUGGAGAAGAUUCAGAGUAGUGCGAGCAUCAAUGAUCUCAGGAGAAAAGUCCGGGAGAAAAUUGAGCAAAUGCGCCAACAGAGGCAUGCCAAAUCCCUGGCAGGGAAUGCCGUCAUGUCCAAGAAGGCGGCUAAGCAGGUCCAAGAGGCCGAUAAGAAAAAAAUGAGGAAGCAGGAAACUUAUCAAGCCAUUAAGGCCAGCAGGGAGCAAAAGAGGAAAGAGAGGGAAAAACAAAGGACAGUCAACGGAGGCAGGAAAGAGGAAGAGGGAGUUGAUUUGCAAGAAGGCGAAGCCGAGGUUCAAGGAACAAGUAAAGUUUCCUUCAGUAAGUUUGACUUUGAGGAGAGUAGAGAGUCCAAAAAGAGCAAGAAGAAGAAAACAAAGCGGAAAGCUGGGGAGGAGAAGCUCAGCGGGCGGGACUAUGAAGGCCUCCUCAAGAAGGUCCAGGCUAAGAAACAAAAGAUCAACGAGGUGAAGAAGAGCAAUCCGGAUGCGGCAGAGGACAUGAUCAAGCAGGAUAAAUGGCGGGCUGCGCUGGACCGCGCCGAAGGUAAGAAGGUCCGGGAUGACCCGGAGCUCCUGAAGAAGUCCAUCCGGAAGAAGAAAGAGAAGAAGAAGCACAGCGAGAAGAAGUGGACAGAGAGGAAGCAGAAGACGAAGGAACUGAUGGAUGAGAGACAGAAAAAGAGGAGAACGAACCUGAAGGGACGGAGGGACGCUCGCAAGGCCAAGAAGGUGAAGCGACUGCAGAAAAAGGGGAAAUUACUCCUCAAGGACUCGGACUAUUAGCGCAGAUUUCCACAGGGAUAGCUCAUAAGAAUCAUCUCUGUACAUGUUUUUUACAACCUAGUUGCUGUCACCACCAAUAGUGUAAGUAAGUGGUAAUGUCAGUUAGUUUAAACCCAUUAUCAUGCCACAUCCCCCUGGUGUCGUGCUUCAUGUACAGUUUGGCCGCUUCUGAACCUUUUUACUGCCAUCCUACUCUUGAAUAAGUCAGGAGGAAUACUUUUAAGAACAAAGGUUCAGUGGUCCAGUAUUUAAUAUGUGUAUUCCAUUCUCUUUGGUUUUGUUCUUCCGGUCUUUUCUGUAGUAAAGAUGUAUUGGUGUUUAGUCUGACUUGGGCUUUGUCCAAAUCAGCUGGCUGUGGCUGUAACACAUACGUCUAUGCAAAGUGGCUGUAGCCAUGAGCUAGUGGCUUUCAUUGGUGCAUGCAUUAUUUCGAGCCUCAGCCACGAGUUUUGGACACAGCCUUAGUCUGAAGGUGAGGUCAGGUCAUCUUGACCACUUGCCACUUUCAUUUUUCUCAAUCGCUGGAAGAUUAACAGAAGGAACUUUUCCACUCAAGAGAAACUUCGGAACUCACAAUCUACGCUAAUUAGUAAAGGAUCAAAAUGUUUGGAAAACCCUUUUUUUUUUUAAACUUCCACAAAUAUUUUAAUUGUGUUAUUAAGUUAAAUGUAUCUUAUGAACGGAGCACACACUUCAUCUGAAUGACAACAGCUCAGUUGAGGAUGCUCAAUUGUAUGCGUUUAUUAACUACAUUGAAAUAUUUGGUAGAUUCCACAGCAAAAAUACUUCAGGACAUACUGUUGUACAGUUCAAAAAAUAUUUUGAAAUAUUUAAGAAUGACCAUGUUGGUUCAAUUUUGCCAGUGCUAUGGUGAGUACAACGGUAAAAUAAAAUGUUUUCCUCAUCUUUCAGGACAGUACCCUCGUUUGACCUUGAAAGAAUUUUUCCUCAACUAAAAUUUUAUUCUAACAACUUAAAAGUAUUUACACUGAAAAAAUGCCUUAAAAACUGAGGGUAACACAAAAUUGGAAUUUUAACAAACGUGAAAACAUAAGCUGCAAGGAACAAUCCAGUGUUUCUAUAAUCUAUUAAGAGUCCAUAUCGUAACAGUUGUACAUGCUGCCUCGUGCCUCUCUUGAAAAUAUACCCGAAACCCUCUUCUAAAAUCUUUCGAAAAGUUUUCAUUUGAUUUUUCUUAAAUUGAAACCUGGGAUGUACCAUUUCAAACUAAUAUUGCAAUAAAAUACAAAAGUAUUUUAA